CAUCCUUAAGAAAUUACUUUCAACACACCCCACCUGUCUCUCUCGCCUCCCUCCUCUUUCUUUUUUCCCUGGUCUUUUCUAUAUCUUAUUAUAUAAUAAUUAAAAUCCGUGAAAAUUUUGGGAAGAAGACCUAGAUAAAUUGAGCUAGGGUUUUUCGAUUAGAUCUUUAAUUCGAUUAUCCUCCAAUUUAUUUCUCGUAACUAUUCUUUUUGCUUUUUUUUGUUUGUUUGUUUAUUGGUGAAAAAGCACUAUAGUUUCUGUAAUUGGGACCUCCCGAAUUGGUUGUCUGGGAGGGGAUUGAAAACCACCAUGGGCGGCGGAGAUGCUAGUGUUACGACGAACAACGACGGCAGCGGCAGUGGGGAGAAGCACGAGGAGAACGCCGGCAGCGGCGGUGGGGAUGCAGUGACGGUCAACGUCCGGUGCUCCAAUGGCACGAAAUUCUCGGUGCAGGUUAGCCUUGAGGCCACCGUCGCAACUUUCAAGUCGGUUGUAGCCCAGAACUGUGAAAUCCCAGUCGAACAGCAGAGGCUGAUCUAUAAAGGCAGGAUCUUGAAAGACGAUCAAACCUUACAAAGCUACGGUCUAGAAGCUGAUCAUACUGUUCACUUGGUUCGUGGGUUUGCGCCAGCUGCAACUCCAAAUGCUACAGCUGCUAAUAAUAACACGGCUCCGAAUGCUAGCCCUACUGCCACAGCAAAUACUGGUUCUACUGAAGGUGGACCAUUUGGUGGAUCUGGUCUUGGAGCUUCAUUGUUUCCUGGACUUGGACUUGGUUUGAAUGGAUUAGGAAAUGCUGGCGGUGGUGGAGGAUUGUUUGGAGCGGGACUUCCAGAGUUUGAACAAGUUCAGCAACAGUUAACUCAGAAUCCAAACAUGAUGAGAGAUAUUUUGAAUAUGCCACUUGUUCAGAAUCUAAUGAAUAACCCAGACAUAAUACGUAAUAUGAUCAUGAAUAACCCUCAGAUGCGUGAGAUCAUGGAUCGAAACCCCGAGCUUGCACAUGUAUUGAAUGAUCCCGCUACUCUCCGUCAAACCAUGGAAGCUGCACGGAACCCUGAGCUAAUGCGUGAGAUGAUGCGUAAUACAGACAGGGCAAUGAGCAAUAUUGAGUCUUCUCCUGAGGGGUUUAAUAUGCUGAGACGUAUGUAUGAAAAUGUCCAAGAGCCUUUUCUGAAUGCUACGACUAUGGCUGGAGAAAACAGAAAUGGGGUGGGUUCAAACCCGUUUGCAGCUCUUCUUGGCACACAGGGUGGAGCCCAAGGUAGGGAUUCAUCUACUAACGCUACUACCACCACUUCUGAGUCAAACCCAAAUGCCCCUGUGCCAAACACCAAUCCCCUUCCUAAUCCGUGGGCCUCCACAGGUGGUGGAGCUGGGCAAGCAAACACUGCUCCUAGACAAACUCCUACUGCUGAUGCCAGGCCGUCACCGCUUGGUGGUCUGAGUGGAUUGGGAUUGCCCGAUUUGGAUCGCAUGCUUGGCGGUAUGCCUGAUCCAAACUCUCUGAAUCAAAUGAUGCAAAAUCCAGCUGUAUCACAGAUGAUGCAAAGCCUCCUCUCUGAUCCUCAGUACAUGAACCAGAUUCUUGGACUUAAUCCACAGCUCCGAACUAUGCUUGAUAAUCCUCAGCUGAGAGAGAUGUUACAAAAUCCAGAAUUUUUGCAGGUAAGUUCUUAAACACCCCCUUCUCUCUCUCUCUCUCUCUCUCUCUCUCUCUCUGUCUGUCUGUCUGUCUGCUCAGUCAUGAUUGUUUGCAUAUGUUGUUUCAUUAUGUGUAACCUCUUACUUUGCUUUCAGCAACUUAUGACAUUUCAGCAGUCAAUUUUCUCUCAACUUGGUCGACAACAAGGAACCCAGUAAGUUUUUCGCUGCCACCUGAUGUUUUUCUGACCUGUCAUAUUAUAAACUUACUCGUGUCUACUUGUUUUGUAGUCUGAGUGGGUCAUAUAUUCUUUCUUCCUUGUGAUUGUCCCUUUUAUUUCUGUCGGACUGGUUUCACGAUAUGUGUCUUAUUCACCCUAUUACUUUUAUGAUACAAUAUUGAGUAGCUUGCCUUUUCUCCCUUCUUCAUGUUUGCUGAUGCAGUUGUUUUUUGUUGUGCAGACAACCUGGCCAGAAUGCUGGUGGAGGAGGUAUUUUUUGUUUUGGGCUUUUUCCCCCUUUCAGCAUCAAUUAUUGCUCAAACAUAAUCUGUUUUCACUUUAAUUGGACUUGAGAUUAUGACUGAUGAUGACUUCAUUGCUAAAAGACUAACUGAACGUUAUUCAAUUUGGAUGACUGUUACAACCUGAUUGCAAGUUUCUUAUUCUUAGGAUGGUACCUCAUUUAGUGGCAGGAUUAAAUCCCUUCCACUCUUAUCUCCUUUGCAAAUGACAUUCUUAAUGAGCAAGCACAUUUGUUAUGCAUGGCUUCAUAGUGAAUCCCAUAAAUGCAAAUUAUUGAAAACAGUGCUAUGUUUGGGUUUGGAAACAUAGUAUGUGAAACUAUUAUGUAAACUCUAGUGUUUCUCGUCUCACUUAUAUUCAUGAAAUGAUUUUUUGGUAGCAACGGGAACAGGUGAUGGCAUGGGAUUAGAUAUGUUGAUGAACCUUUUCGGUGGGCUUGGCACUGGAGGCUUGACAGCCUCAAAUCGAUCUAAUGGUUGCCAUUUUGCCGAAUCUCUUUGUUUUUUGUUUUUCUUUUUUGUUUCAUCUUUCUAUUCGGCUUACCACGUCAUUGAUGCUUUAAUUGCAGUACCACCGGAAGAACUCUAUGCCACACAGCUGACUCAGCUACAAGAAAUGGGGUUUUUUGAUACUCAAGAAAACAUCAGAGCACUAGUUGCUACUGCUGGUAAUGUUCAUGCUGCAGUGGAGCGACUCCUUGGAAAUUUGGGUCAGUAGAAGACGAUAAUGACUACUAUAUAUAAUCUGUACCAGAGACACGACCGGAACCAUUUCAGACCUGAGGGGUAUUUGUUUGGAAAUAAAUAAUUUAGUAUCUUAAUAUUUUGAUAUUCCUUCACCCCCUUUCUUGCCCCUUUUCUCUUUUUUGUUGUUGGGCCUGGUGGGAAAAAGAGGAACAGGAUCAGAGUGCCUUGUACAUACAAUAUCAUUGCAAUUCAGAAUUAUUUGUACAAUUAUCGGAUCGGAUGCGCUGCAUGUUGUUUGUCUGAGGCAUGGAUAAAAUGCCAGAAAUUUGAUUACCAGAAUAGGGUUUCCUCGAAAAUUUAUGUAGCUGAAACAGUUUGAUUGGAUGAGUAAAAUGUGUUGUGACUAGAGGCCAUUUGUCUUUGCCCCUCCCUCUCUUGAUUUGACUACACCCUCACUUAUUUCUCUCACCAGUGGCCGACUCAUUGGCCAAACAUCCUAUUCAACUUGAGAGAUUGCAGACUUUCUCUUUGUAGAUGCUUCGUUGAAAUAUGUAUUUAACAAAUAAAAUAGAAUGGGUUAUUUAUAUGAGACCGAGGAAAUAGAGUAAUGGCACCCAAGUUUUUGUUAUCCGUGUAAGUUUAGUAUUCAUUAGUAAUUCCCUGUCCUACAAAAAAUAAUCUAAUUUAUUAAAUAAUUUUGUUUUACAAAAAUAGUUCAGUUUUAACAAAUCAAAAUUAAAUUUAAUGAAAAUGACUGAAAUACCUUCAAGACUUCUACGGUUAAAUAAAAAACUGACUUUCAACAAUUAACCCGAUUUAAAAUCAUUAUACAGUCCUUCAUGUGCAGCUGCCGAUGCUACCGCCAGUAACAAUUAACCUAGUUUGGUGUUUCUGGGAAGCAGCCAGUGGACACGACGAAGAAUUUGAAUUUUGGUGCUAAACGGCAGAGAUUGGAUGUCUGUCCGGUAGCGGAGUGAUUCCGAGAUGCGAUAACAUUGUGGAGAAUCCCGAUGGCGGAGAUAAUCAAAAUGGAUCUAUCACAAAGGAGAAAGAACAUCAUCAUCGGCAGCAUCCGGUUAUCCUACAUGAAACUGGAGAUGGUGAACUUGACGAUGGUGAAGCCGGCGAUGUUUAAGACCUUGUCGAUGGUGAAGCCGGCGGCGGCGGAAUUGGAGCCAUUUCCUAAGUUCGGAAGGGCGUCAGUUUGUGGACGACGGCGAGAAAUAUGGAAAAUGCGGUUGUGAUUCACCCUUCAUAUUGUUCCGACAGAGAAUAUGAAACCGCGCCACCAUUGAGAUGCAUUAUUUCGCCGUUUACGACGGUCACGACUACUCACAUGUGUGUUUAUUUUUCAGAUUCAUGUCUUAUUUAUUCUCUACACCUUUUUGGAGGUAGGGUGUAGUGUGGUCGUUUAUGUAGUUGCUGAAUUGAGCGACGACAGGGAAGUUCUCCGGUAAAGAAGCAGAUUUUUUUUUUUUUUUUUGGUUAGGAAUUUGGACAAGUUUGAGAAAUGAUGGGUAGAAAUGGAAGUUUAGAG
Molecule: messenger RNA, 4391 nt
Organism: Oldenlandia corymbosa var. corymbosa
Lineage: Eukaryota; Viridiplantae; Streptophyta; Magnoliopsida; Gentianales; Rubiaceae
Source: the annotation of a GenBank genome assembly